Pyricularia oryzae 70-15 is the source of this 2169-nucleotide messenger RNA. Its product is annotated as amidohydrolase 2. Bases 352 to 1755 code for a protein of 467 amino acids. The transcript is spliced from 3 exons. The record is from RefSeq and is a predicted model, not a curated record. Lineage: Eukaryota; Fungi; Ascomycota; Sordariomycetes; Magnaporthales; Pyriculariaceae.
CCUCAUUGGACUUUUUUGUUCCCUCAUACACCUGCCUGUAUCUAAUAUUUGCUGUUCCCCUUGCUCUCCACUACCUCAAGAAACUUGAGCCCCUCCUCUUGCAACUGACACCUGCCGAGCCAAGUCGGGACAUGCAUCCUGAUGCUUGUUCACAUAAUUGUCAGUGGCUUUACCUUUUAGUCAAGACCGGUAUAUUGACACGACCAUGCGCAAUAAUUCAGACCAGUUUAACUUGAUAAUGCACUGUCCCGGAAACCUCACAGUAUUUUGAUCACAACAGGCCUCCAACCUCGUCGCCAACCACAACGACAGUGAUAUUUAUUCUAGCGCCCGAAAUUCCAUCAACAUUCGAUGGCGUCAACCCCCUCAUGGACUAAAAACUUGGCACCCUCUACGACCGGCUGCUCUCCUUCGGCUGCUGCCGCAAGAACGGCGGAGCUGGAGGAGCUCGUUCGCGUUAUUCAGAGCACACCAGCUAUCGACAACCAUGCGAACCCUUUACUAGGGCGAAAGGAACCAGAAAACUUUCCUUUGCUUGUCGGUACCGCCACCGGUACAGGAGACAUUGCUGAUGCGGUCGAAAUGACCUUGGGGCAGCAACGCGCCCUCAGGCAACUGGCCAUGGCUCUCCAGUGCGAGCCAUCUUGGGACGCCGUUGCUCAAGGCAUCAGGAACAAACGACUCGACGAAGCCGAAUAUGUAAAGUGGGUUGCCAAGUGCUUUGCUGGGGUCGACACGAUCUUGUUCGACGACGGGCCAAGAGACCAAAACAAAACGCACGACCUGACGUGGCAUGACAGAUUUCUGAGCGGCAGUUGCAAGCGCAUCUUCGGCAUAGAGACUGUCGCAGCUGAGAUCAUCGACAGCCACGCAAAAGUAUACUACCACUCAAGUAGCACGAGCACCGGACGACGUCGCCGUCAGUCACCGGAUGAUGUGUUUGACAGAAUGCUAGACGAUUUUGGCAUCGCCGUUAAGCAGGCCAUAGAAAACAUCGACAUAGUUGCCUUCAGCUCAGUCAUUGGCUACCGCACUGGACUUGGCGUUCGCAAGGCUGUGGAUAUUGCUGCUGCCCGGGACUCCUUCGAGGAGAUUGUCGAGAAUUACGGGAUCCAGGGGAGGUUUACAACCGUGUCGCACAAGGGCCUCAGCGAUUUGUUCGUUCACCACACCGCCGUUUUGAUUCGGGAAUAUAGCACCAAUUUCCGGAAGCCCAUCCAGUUCCGAACCUUUCUGGGAGGUAGCGAUGCUUCGAUGGUCAAUUGCAACCCGGCACUUUUGGAAACAUUUAUACGUGCCUACCCUGCAGUGCCCAUUGUCCUCCUGAAUGCAUGCUACCCUUACGCACGAGAGGCAGGCUGCCUUGCGAGCAUGCAUGCCAAUGUUCACGUCGACAUUGGUAAGAUGUGUCCGAGCGUCAGCCAGGGCGGGCAGGAAACUGUCCUGAGAGAGAUAUUGGAGCUAUGCCCUUGGUCGAAGAUAUUAUGGGGCACUGGCGCAAAUGAUACACCGGAGUGUUUUCUCUUGGCAAAUAUACAGGGUCGAGAGGCCCUUAAAACGGUGCUGUGUGAAUUUGUUUGGAAAGGACAUUUGAGCUGCAGGGAUGCUGUCGAGCUUUCCAAGGCUGUCCUUUUUGAGAACUCGAACCGGCUAUACAACCUCGAGCUGUCUUUGUCCGGCUUGCUUGACAGCACAGAUGGAACCGAUACGGGCGACGAAACCAGCGACGAUGACGACGACGAUGAUUCUGAUUAGACGACGAGGCCUCGUUUACGUUAGGAGGGCUGACUAGAAGCUGCCUUGAACGUUAUGGCUGGCCAAGCCAUGGCUCAGACUGCAUUCGAUCAACCACAAGCUCGUUCAGGUGUCCAGUUGUCUAUACCACGAACAGAAAUGGAUUAUGAGAAGAACGUACACAUGUGAGACUCCACAUGUAAUUGUAUUAUCAGGAACGAAGACUUUGUUUCGACAUGGAAGAUGGCCCUGGAUACUCUCUAUCCAAACCCCUGGCCUUCUGUCAUAUAUACGGAUACCCAUGUUUGAAGCUUUGCUUGUUUUUCUUGGGCUUUUCAGGGUCUGAAAUACCAGAUUAUGUAAAAAUUAAACAUUCCGAUAGGUAUGGAGCGCCCUUUUAUACUAUCAAGUGAGCGCCAACAUGGGCCAUACAGG